Molecule: messenger RNA, 333 nt
Organism: Gongylonema pulchrum
Lineage: Eukaryota; Metazoa; Nematoda; Chromadorea; Rhabditida; Gongylonematidae
Source: the annotation of a GenBank genome assembly
AUGGCUCUGUGGAUGCUGCUGCCAUGUGCUCGUCAGGGAGGUAAAGCUCCGCGUAAACAGCUGGCCACAAAGGCGGCACGUAAGUCGGCUCCAUCCACUGGCGGUGUUAAGAAGCCACAUCGAUACCGCCCUGGAACAGUUGCACUGCGUGAAAUCCGACGUUACCAGAAAUCCACUGAGCUUCUCAUCCGAAAACUUCCAUUUCAACGUUUAGUGCGUGAAAUUGCUCAGGAUUUCAAGACCGAUCUUCGCUUCCAGUCAGCUGCAAUCGGAGCCCUCCAGCUCAGGACCCAACCAGCACAUCGACUUUUUUUCCCACAGACUGAAGUGUAA